Molecule: messenger RNA, 1058 nt
Organism: Pyrus x bretschneideri (Chinese white pear)
Lineage: Eukaryota; Viridiplantae; Streptophyta; Magnoliopsida; Rosales; Rosaceae
Product: GTP-binding nuclear protein Ran-3
Exons: 8
Coding region: 143-808 (221 amino acids)
Biological process (GO): protein import into nucleus; ribosomal subunit export from nucleus
Cellular component (GO): cytoplasm; nucleus
Molecular function (GO): GTPase activity; GTP binding
Source: RefSeq, a predicted model, not a curated record
AAGCUAACAUAAGGAAGUACUAGGGUCUCUGAAAAGGCUCCGACUAUAUAAACCCUAAACAAAUCUCGCCCCGUUCCCUCUCUCUCCCCCUCACUCGUUCUGCUCUCUUCUGCGCCACUCAAAGUGUCGGACCAAGACGCAAAUGGCUUUGCCGAAUCAGCAGACUGUGGAUUACCCGAGCUUCAAGCUCGUCAUUGUCGGCGAUGGUGGAACAGGAAAGACAACCUUUGUCAAGAGACAUCUUACUGGUGAAUUUGAGAAGAAAUAUGAACCAACUAUUGGUGUGGAGGUUCAUCCAUUGGACUUUUUCACCAACUGUGGAAAAAUUCGAUUCUACUGCUGGGAUACAGCUGGACAAGAGAAGUUCGGAGGUCUUAGAGAUGGAUACUAUAUCCAUGGGCAAUGUGCUAUUAUCAUGUUUGAUGUUACUGCUCGGUUGACAUACAAGAAUGUUCCCACAUGGCACAGGGAUCUUUGCAGGGUCUGUGAAAACAUACCGAUUGUUCUUUGUGGAAACAAGGUUGAUGUCAAGAACAGGCAGGUCAAGGCAAAGCAAGUUACUUUCCACAGGAAGAAGAAUCUUCAGUACUAUGAGAUAUCAGCUAAGAGCAAUUAUAACUUCGAGAAGCCUUUCUUGUACCUUGCCAGAAAGCUUGCAGGGGACCCUAACUUACAUUUUGUUGAAUCCCCUGCAUUGGCUCCUCCAGAAGUGCACAUUGAUCUUGCUGCACAACAACAGCACGAGGCUGAGCUUGCUGCAGCUGCUAGCCAGCCCCUUCCCGAUGAUGAUGAUGAAGCAUUCGAGUAGAUGUGGAAGUUGUCAUCUGGUUGAGAGUUCCCUUAGUAUUAUUCGUGGGUCCUCGGACCUUUUCUUUUGUUUUUCUGAAACUGCUGGUAUUGUUGUUUGUAAGUGUUGAUUUUCCUGGUCAAUUGAGGAUGUGAAUUGGAGAAUGCCGUGUUUUGAUGUUUUCCAUGUAUGAUUUUAUGUUGAACUGGCUUCCUAUCAGCCGUUUUCCUACACUUUGUCCAGUCCAUGUUAUGCAGUGGCGUUCUAUUUA